Hansenula ciferrii is the source of this 2754-nucleotide messenger RNA. Its product is annotated as putative WD repeat-containing protein. The transcript has a single exon. The record is from RefSeq and is a predicted model, not a curated record. The coding region runs from base 1 to 2754 and encodes 917 amino acids. Gene Ontology annotation, cellular component: mitotic spindle. Gene Ontology annotation, biological process: regulation of mitotic cell cycle; mitotic spindle organization. NCBI's taxonomy places the organism in Eukaryota, Fungi, Ascomycota, Saccharomycetes, Phaffomycetales, Wickerhamomycetaceae. Gene Ontology annotation, molecular function: protein binding.
AUGAGCAAUGAAUCCAGACUAUCAAUAGACAGGAUUUAUGGAACAUCUUCAAACAAUCAGCUUAAUAUAGCUACUUCCACCAAUUUAAUAGCAUAUAUUGCAAGCGGUGGUGUUGUUGUUGCAAGAAUUGACAAAGAAACAGGUUCAUUAUCAUCAGAUCAAAGAUUUUUCUGUGCUUAUAACGCGUCAAUUGGUACAAAUAAUAAUAGUAAUAGUGCAAAUGCUUAUUUAAAUUUGAUUCAACCUCAACAAUCACAAGAUGAAAGAGAUCAAUAUGGAAAUUUAAAAUUGUCAAAUACAAUUACUAUAAGUAAUGAUACAGCUGUUAGUAAUCAAUUGGGUGAUCUAUCAUUGAAUUCUAGCUCACCGGCUAGACAAAUUCAAAAAAUUAAGGCUAUUACAUGUGUUGCUAUAUCACCAGAUGAAAAACUUUUGGCUAUUGGUGAAACUGGUUCCCAACCAAGAAUCUUAAUAUUUUCAUUAGCACCUGAUUCAAAUGAUUUCCCAAUAUUAAGUUUAACAGAACAUAAUUUUGGUAUUUUAGCUUUGAAAUUUUCACCAAAUUCUAAAUAUUUAUUAAGUGUUGGUGUUAAUCAUGAUAGUUUCUUGUAUUUGUGGAAGUUGAAUGGACCAAACACUUCAAUAGUUGGUGCUAAUCGUUGUACAUCACAAAUCAAUGGUAUAUUAUGGCUAGAUAAUCAAUUUGUGACUUAUGGGAUAAGACAUAUCAAGAUUUGGAAAUUUGAAGAAUUUGAAACAAAAUCAAUGAUUGAUGGUAAGAAUGUCAUUUUAGGUGAUUUCUUAAAUGGAAAUUUUGUUUAUGCUACAGGUGAUGAUAUUGAUGAUUUGUUAUUAUUAUCAGCAUCUGGAGAACUUUGUAAAUAUGAACCAGCAAGUAAUGUUUUGAGUGUAAGACAUACUUUCAGUGAAGAUGAUGGGAUUAUUGGUUCAGUCUUUAAAGAUUCUUUCAAUGGUAAACUUUGGAUAGGUUCAGAUCAUAUACACUCAUUAGAUCUGGGUGAUUUCCAUGCUGAACUAACUAAGAAUUUUGAUAAAUCAUUAGAAUCACCAACAAAAGCUAAAUUUGAUCCAAAAAUUUCUGCAAUUGAUCAAAUAAGUGAAGAAUAUUUAAUUUUUUUAACAUCAGAUGAAGAAAUCCAACUUUUUGAAACCAAAACAUCUCAAACAAGACAUUUAAUCGAUAUAGUAUCUAAAAGUAUAUCAGGGGUUAAGAUUGCGUCAAAUGGUCAACUUGUUAGCUGGACUAAAGAAGGUGUUGUGAAAGUUAUCAACAAAGAAACUCUUGAUAUCAGUCUUCUUGCAAAUGUCAUUAUCGAAGAAUUACCAAAUAAGGUUAUUUCAAAUCAUGUUACUGCUUUAGAUCUGACUCAAGAUGGGGGAGUCAUAGUGGGUGAUGCAUAUGGUACUAUAUCAAUUUUCGAUUCAGAUAGUAAAUUAGUCUUCAGUACACCAUCACAUGAAUUUACAAUUAAUGGGCUAACUUAUUUCACAAUUGAUAAAUUUGAAAUCAUUGUUAGUAUCGGAAGAGAUCGAAUGAUACAAGUUUUAGCUAAACGUAUAGAAAAUGAAGAUGGUUCCAAAGAUGAAGUUCCAGAAAAUGAUGAAAUUACCUAUGAAUGGUCGGUUUUCCAAACCUUAGAUGAUCAUAGAGGUAAUUUAUUAAAUUUGAAAUAUAACGACAACAAGAUCUUUGUUAGCUCUGCAGAUAGAUCAAUCUCAAUUCAUAAUUUUAAUAUUGACCCAGAGCAAGGUUUAGUUAUUACUAAAGAAAAGACUAUUUCAGUUAAAAGCUCACCAUUAGCCAUGACUUUACACAAGGGUGAUUUAAUAAUAGCCACUAAUGACAAAAACAUUACUGUUUAUAAUGGUGAAACUUAUGAAUCAACAAAAUCAUUUAAAUUAUAUGAUCAUGAUAAUGAAACAUUAUUGAUUGAUAAUUUACAAAUUACACAAGAUAAUUUAUUAAUAUGUUCCUGCUCAGAUAAAAGUAUUAGAGCUUUUAAUUUCUUGAAUAAUAAGCAAGUUUCAGUAAAUUAUGGUCAUUCUGAAAGUAUAAGUGAACUUGUUUUAGUUUCACCAACUCAUUUAAUAUCGUUGAGUAAUAGUGGCUGUUUAUUUGCAUGGUCAUUACAUUCAAAACAACAACAACAACAAAACUCACAAGACUCCAAUCCUAAAGGUACAAUUCAAAAAUAUAAUGAAUUAGCUACCCCACCAAAAGUUACAAGAAAGAUUAAGAAACCAACAAGUAUUACACCGUUAUCUAAAAGACAACCAAUUUCACCUUCAAUCCCUAGAUCACCAAUAAAUUCAAGAUUACAAUCAACAACACGUAUGACACCAUCCAAGUUGUCAAGCUCAACAAAAACUAAUUUAUCACCAUCAACACCUAAAAGUUCACCAAGACCAGUAUCACCAAGACUUAUAAGUUCACCAUCAACACCGACCACAGUUAAACAAAAUCAUAGAUCUUCAAUAAUGGUUAAUUCCAAGACAAGACUUUCUGAACAACAAGGUAAGAUUAAAGUUGAAGAAGUUAUAAGUAAUUUGAAAAGGUUUAAAGAAAAUAUUGAAGAAUAUUCAUUAGAAGAUGUGGAAUUAGUUAAAAGAGAAAUUAAUGAAAUUUUCGAUACUGAGGAACAAUUACUUAUUAAAUAUAAUUCACAAAUCAUAGGUAAAAUGUGUGAUUUAUUUCAAAACAAGGAAAACGUGAAUCCAAAUACAACUAAGUAA